Messenger RNA from Acanthaster planci (crown-of-thorns starfish), 1541 nucleotides. RefSeq lists its product as uncharacterized. The record is from RefSeq and is a predicted model, not a curated record. Gene Ontology annotation, molecular function: acetyltransferase activity. NCBI's taxonomy places the organism in Eukaryota, Metazoa, Echinodermata, Asteroidea, Valvatida, Acanthasteridae.
ACACUACAACCGGUGAACAAUGAACCCUCCUUCUUUGAAUUCACUGUGUUUACGCACUCGACUUGACCCACACUCCCGUUGUAACUGUAGACGUGGUGCCGGCCACUGUGUUGUAGGUUAGUUAUGUACAUGUACGAAUGCCUGUCUUUUUUUAACUCCGCAUAAUUGGAAGAAAAGCAGCGUGGUUUUGGAGCCUUAUCUGUUCUCCCAAUCGUCACGGUAUACUAAGCAGAAAUAGGACACGGUCACCGUACCUCGAGCAGGUCAGACAGAUAAACCGACCACGCCAGGCAUUCAGUCGCAACGACAACCCUGUAUACAGACACGAAAGUGAGAAAAACCUAACUUUUAUUUUGUAUCUCUAGCGUGCCUCGGUUGCAACAAUGUCAUCAUCACAUAGCCUCAGUCAAAGCGAAGCAACGGAUUUCCUAGAGGGCGUACUACAGCUGACGGCUCCGCUGGAGAACCUGGCGAAAGAUCGAGUCGGCUUCCUGCGUAAAGUCAUCACCGCCUUUCUCGGCAGUAUUCCCUUCCAGAGCCUGACGACUAUCGCCACGCCCAAGCCGGAGAGGCGAGCGCUGACCUUCCCCGAGAUCAAGGCAAGCAUGAUGGCCCGCGUGGGCGGGUUGUGCUUUGAGAUGAAUUACUUCAUGAAGGCGCUCUUGGAGGCGCUGGGAUUCGAGGUAUACCACGUGGGCGCCAGUAUCUCUGGGAGGCCGAACAAUCACCUGGUAACUGUGGUUAAGAGUCUGGUCCUACCUGGCGACCUUCAUCUGGUAGAGGUUGGCUGCGGGUAUCCUACGUUUGAACCCAUAUCUCUGGGCUUUGAUAAGGAGUCACCAGUCUACACGUCAGGUUUCCUGACGCACAAGUUUGUGAAGGAUGACAAGGGUGGCAUCCAAUGGAUUCACAAGGCGCGGCGGCACUACAAAGCAAGGGAAGAGGCAACCGAUGGCGAGUGGUACACGUUCAUGGUGUCUGACCUGGUGUUCCACGAUAUCGAGUUCUUUGCGGACAGCAUGGAGAAUGUCCACACUGUGGAGAGCGGCCCGGAGGCCCUGGCGCCCUUCUUACAGACUCUAAGGGCGGUAAGCUUCCGCAACGGCAAGCUUCUAGCCAUCAAAGACACCGCCAUCUUGGAGGAAGACGACAGUGGCAAGGUAAACAAGAAGAGCGCAACGCGCCCUCAAGAGCUGUUGGAGGCAUUCGAAAAUCACUUUCCCCAGUUUCCAGCGGAGUCUGUUCUGAAAGUUUUGGAGACUUUUGAUCUCAAAUUUGACUGCUAAACCUGUUCACUGAAAUACAAAAACUAUAUUUUGACAAUAUCGCCAUAUCUAAACAUUUAGUAUUGCGUCUGUUAUUAAUAUCAGGUUUGUGAAACAAGCUCAGGGUUCAAAAAAAUGCCUUUUCUUCUGUUAUAUAAAUUUGUCGAUUUAUGUGUACAAGCGUGUCAUACAUUAUGUUGACCCCUACACAAAAGAAGUCCAUAUAAUGUAGCGUACGAUGGCGUUGUGUGGACUCGCACACGUCCACCCAAUAGA